AGUACAAAACAAGGUUUUCUAUCGGAUUCGUCUCUCUUCCACCCACUUUCGGUUCGUCUCUUCUGCCUCAAGCAUACGUCUCUUGAACACCGUUAAUUGUUUUGGUCAAAUAAACAUCGUUAAUUGUAGUUUGUUUCCAUCUGUCUCGGCGUUUGACCUAUAACUUUUGGGAUAUAUAGACGUCUGAUGUUGCUAGUCUAGGGCUUUUUUUUAACUCUGUUUUCGUUAAUGCUGAUUAUGUCGUUUGGUUGCAACUCGUAAGCUAUGUCUCCAUAUUACCUAGGCGGCUAGGCCUCCAAAUAAACUUGCGUUUUCACUUCUUUUUUUUUCUUUUUUUGCAGAACAGAAUUUACAGUAGAAAAAAAUGAUUGGAGGAAAUCCAAAAAAUGUUAGUUCUAAAGAGUUGAGUCAGAGAUCUAAGGAAGAUGAGGACAGGAUAAGCAAUUUACCUGACCAUUUGAUAUGUCAGAUAAUUUAUCUUCUCUCCACAGAGGAAGCUGUUAGGACAAGCGUUUUAUCCACUAGAUGGAGACAUGUUUGGCUUUGGCUUCCUGGUUUUGAAUUGAGUUCCAGAAAUUUCUCAGAUACCAAUGCCUUUGUGAGCUUUGGUGACAGAGUUUUGGAUUCUAGUAGGGUUACAUGCAUACGGAAACUCAAGUUAACUUUAGGGGAUAAUGCAAACACUGUAAAGGACGGCUCUUAUUUCACAUCAUGGAUUGAUGCUGCAAUAAAGCUUAAGAUCCAGCAUCUAGACAUUGAUUGGGCUGCAUACGAUUUUUUCACUCACCGUCGCCUAAGGUUGCAUAGCUGUGAGACACUGGUAUACUUAAGACUCUCCAACUUGUUCUUGGAUGAUGAGGUGUUUGUUGUCUUACCUUGUUUGAAGACAAUGUAUUUAGAACAAAAUUGGUACUCGAGUGAGACUACUUUGAAGAAACUUAUCUCAUCAUGUCCCGUCCUUGAAAAUUUAAAUAUUGUCGCAUCUAAUAGUGAUGCACAAGUCUAUCAGGUGCACUCUCGGUCACUGAAGAGACUCAGCAUUGAAAGAAGAAUUCUCAAAGUGUUGGAUGGUGUGCCUGGAAUUGUUAUUGAUGCUCCUCUACUAAGCUGUUUGAGCAUCCAUGAUCAUGAAUCUAAAACCUUCAUAGUAAAAAGCAAUUUGGAGUCCAAUGCAAAGUUAUAUAUUUCUCUCAACUAUGGUUUAGUUGGAUCUGAUGUCUUUAAAAGUGUUUCAUCCAGAAGUAGCUUUCGUGACUUUCUUACUGGGAUUUCGAUGGUCGGGGAUAUGACAAUAUCUCAAAGUACAUCUCAGCUCAUAUGCCUAUACUCGAAGCUAGAACCGCUGCCUCAAUUUGAAUACAUGUCGCGCCUGUGCGUUUCUCUCCACGCGACCAAUUCGAUAUGGCUGAAAACAUUUAUUAGGAGUUUCCCUAAUCUAAGAUCCCUCAUCUUGGAACAAAUUGGUUAUGUGAAUUACCCUGAGCCACAAUCCGAGGAGGAGAAUCCCAAGUGUUUUCUAUCGUCUCUCGAGUUUGUUGAUAUCUAUUUUUCAUGUCAAGGACGUUAUACAGACAUGAAGUUGGUAAGUUACAUCCUUGAGAAUUCAGCAAUCCUCAAGAAACUCACUCUAAGUUGGGAUCAUCAUUCAACAAAAGGUGAAAUCAUUAAGGAACUGCUCAAAAUCCCAAGACGCUCUACCAAAUGUGAAGUUGUCAUCCUUGGUUUUAAAAGACAAGCGCCUUUGUCGCCAUGGCGCAAGGCUCACCAAGGCGAAGGCCCUGACGCCACAUACCUCUAAGGUGGUUGACUCAAAGCGGACUAGAAGGCUCGGUUUUGAGAUCUCAG
Brassica napus (rape) is the source of this 1845-nucleotide messenger RNA. Its product is annotated as putative FBD-associated F-box protein At5g53635. Gene Ontology annotation, molecular function: protein binding. Bases 365 to 1798 code for a protein of 477 amino acids. The record is from RefSeq and is a predicted model, not a curated record. Lineage: Eukaryota; Viridiplantae; Streptophyta; Magnoliopsida; Brassicales; Brassicaceae. The transcript is spliced from 3 exons.